This is a messenger RNA of Malassezia japonica, 4149 nucleotides long. RefSeq names its product phosphoribosylformylglycinamidine synthase (gene ADE6). The transcript has a single exon. The coding region runs from base 1 to 4149 and encodes 1382 amino acids. The record is from RefSeq and is a predicted model, not a curated record. NCBI's taxonomy places the organism in Eukaryota, Fungi, Basidiomycota, Malasseziomycetes, Malasseziales, Malasseziaceae. Gene Ontology annotation, molecular function: phosphoribosylformylglycinamidine synthase activity. Gene Ontology annotation, biological process: 'de novo' IMP biosynthetic process.
AUGGCAUCCACCUCGCCGCUGCACUGUUUUACGUUGCUCGGCCCGUCGCCGACGCUGGAGGCCAAGCGUCGGCAGAUCCUUGGGAACCUGCAGAAGAUCUGCCCCAAGGUGACGGAUCUGGAUGGAGUCUACCUGCACUUUGUUCUCGCGACGUCUGCCGAAGCGCAGCGCACGCUCCAGGACACGUCGAGCGAUGUGCGCGGCAAGCUCGACCAGCUGCUCGACUAUGGUGACCACAUCGAGUACGAAGGCACGCCCAAGACGCUGCACGAUGCGCUGCACGGCGAACACCACUGCAACUGCACGACGCUCUUCGUCUCGCCCCGCGCCGGCAACGUGACGCCGUGGUCGUCCAAGGCGACCAACAUUGCGCAUAUCUGUGGUCUGGGCGAGUGGGUCGCACGUAUCGAGCGCGGAUUUGCCGUCGUGAUCACCGCGAGCUCGCCGCUGAGCGAUGACGAGCUCGAGGCGCUCGAGCCGAUCCUGUACGACCGCAUGACGCAGUCCAUCACGCGCACCGCGACGCCCGAGAGCUGUGCGGCGCUCUUUGCCACAGCCGAGCCCGGUGAGCUGCGCACGGUUGACCUCGGCGCGCUGCGGAACUCGGACGGGGACUGGGAGGCCGCGCACCAGCGCCUGGCCGACGCUAACAGCAAGUACGGCUUGGCGCUCGCUCCUGAUGAAAUCGACUACCUGGUCGACGCGUUCGUCCGCGGCGCAUCCGGCGAGCCGCCGCUGCGCCGCAACCCGACCGACGUGGAGCUGUUCAUGUUUGCGCAGGUCAACUCGGAGCACUGCCGUCACAAGAUCUUCAACGCGAACUGGACGAUCGACGGGAAGCUGAUGCCCAACACGCUCUUUGGCAUGAUCCGCAACACGCACAAAGUUACACCGCAGUUUACACUCUCUGCCUACUCGGACAAUGCCGCGGUGCUCGAAGGCGCCAAGGGCAUGCGCUACCUGCCGAUGCCGGACGUGACCGAGAUCGGCGACGUAUCGCUCGCCAACGUGUACGUGGGCCACACCGAGGACAUGCCGAUUCUCGCCAAGGUUGAGACGCACAACCAUCCCACUGCGAUCUCGCCCUACCCCGGUGCGGCGACCGGCAGUGGCGGUGAGAUCCGCGACGAGGGCGCCGUCGGCCGUGGUUCGAAGCCCAAAGCAGGUCUUUCUGGCUUUAUGACGUCGAACCUGCGCAUUCCCGGCGCGGAGAUGCCGUGGGAGGAGGACGUGGGUAAGCCGAUGCACAUUGCGAGCCCCCUCGAGAUUAUGCGCGACGCGCCGAUCGGCGCCGCCAACUUUAACAACGAGUUUGGCCGUCCUGCGCUGACUGGUUUCUGGCGCACGUUCUGCGAGCGUGUCCCGAGCGCGAACGGCACCGAGCUGCGUGGCUACCACAAGCCGAUCAUGCUGGCGGGUGGUCUGGGUACGGUCCGUCCCCAGUACGUGUUCAAGGGCAAGAUCCUUCCGGGCGACAAGCUGAUUGUGCUUGGUGGGCCCGGCUACCUGAUCGGUCUCGGCGGCGGUACCUCGUCGUCGGUCGCGUCGGGCGGCUCGGCACGUGCGACGCUCGACUACGUCAGUGUCUCGCGCGAGAACCCCGAGAUGGAGCGCCGCUGCCAGCAGGUGAUCGACGCGUGCUGCUCGUCGGGCACGAACCCGAUCGAGAGCAUCCACGACGUGGGUGCGGGCGGUCUCUCGAACGCCUUUCCCGAGUUGGUGCACGACGCGGGCCUCGGUGCGCACUUUGAGCUGCGCGACGUGCCGCUCGGCAACGAGUCGCUGAGCCCGGUCGCGAUCUGGUGCAACGAGAGCCAGGAGCGCUACGUGCUUGCGGUGCGCCCACAGAACCUCGACGCCUUUACCGAGAUUGCCACACGCGAGCGCUGUCCGUUUGCCGUGUGCGGUACGGCGACCGAGGAGCAGCAGCUACUCGUGACCGACCGCCUCUUUAAGAACACGCCAAUCGACCUGCCGAUGUCGACGCUCUUCAACAAGCCCCCCAAGAUCGACCGCGAGUCGACGCACGCCUCGCCUGCCUUCACCAAGUUUGACGAGACGCUCAAGGCGUACGUCGAUGGCGACGACAAGGCGCGUCUCUCGGACGCCAUCGACCGCGUGCUGCACCUUCCUUCGGUCGCGUCCAAGGCGUUCCUGAUCACGAUCGGCGACCGCUCCAUCACCGGCCUUGUCGCGCGCGACCAGAUGGUCGGCCCGUGGCAGGUUCCGGUCGCGGACGUCGCCGUGACGCGCACCUCGUACGGCUUUGAAGAGUCCAAGACGGGUGAGGCGAUGGCGAGCGGCGAGCGCACGCCGCUUGCGAUCCUGAGCGGUGCGGCGGCGGCGCGCAUGGCCGUUGGUGAGGCGCUCACGAACCUUGCUGCGGCCGAUGUCGAGUCGCUCGAGCAGGUCAAGCUCAGUGCGAACUGGAUGUGUGCCGCGUCGAUGCCGCACGACGGUGCACAGUUGUACGAUGCCGUGCAGGCCAUCGGUCUCGACCUGUGCCCCAAGCUCGGCCUGGCGAUUCCUGUUGGCAAGGAUUCGAUGUCGAUGGGCAUGUCGUGGACCGAGCAGGACGAGAAGCGCCAAGUGAUGGCGCCCCUCUCGCCGAUCAUCACUGCCUUUGCGCCGGUGACCGACGUCCGGUCGACCUGGACGCCGCAGCUCGUCAAGACCAACGGCCCGAGCGUGCUGCUGCUGAUCGACCUCGGUCUCGGGAAGCAGCGCCUCGGUGGCUCGGCCCUCGCGCAGGUGUACAAGGAGAUUGGCGACGUGGCGCCCGACGUGGAGAACGCCGAGGUGCUCAAGGCCUUCUUUGGCACCAUGUCGACGCUCCGCCAGCUGCACGUGCAGAAGCGCGACGUGCCUGGCCUUGUGCACGCCUACCACGACCGCUCGGACGGUGGCCUGCUGGUCGCUGCGCUCGAGAUGGCCUUUGCGGGCCGCGUCGGUGUCACGAUCGACGUCACGACGCUGCACAAGAAGGACACGCCGAGCACCGCUGCCCUCUUUAACGAGGAGCUCGGUGCGGUGCUCCAGGUGCGUGAGGCCGACCUCAAGGCCGUCUCGACGGUCCUGACGACGUUUGGCGUGCCCGAACAGGCAAUCCACACCGUCGGCAAGGUCCGCGACGACGAGACGGUCGAAAUCGUCUCGCACGGCACCACGCUCUACUCUUCGACGCGCGCUGCCCUGCAAAAGGCCUGGGCCUCGACCUCGUUCGAGAUCCAGUCGCUGCGUGACAACCCCGAGAGUGCCAAGGAGGAGUUUAGCCUGAUUGACGAGGCGCCGGCCGGCAAGGCUGCGCUCAAGUACAAGCUCACCUUUACCCCGGGCGACGCGGUGUGCGAGUCGACGAUCGAGCGCCCGCUUGCGUCGCAGCCCCGCGUCGCGAUCCUCCGCGAGCAGGGCGUGAACGGCCAGGUGGAGAUGGCGUGGGCCUUCCAGCGCGCCGGCUUCCUUGCGCUCGACGUGCACAUGACGGACCUGCUUGCGGGCCGCGUGCGCCUCGACGCUGUGUCGGGUAUCGCUGCCUGCGGUGGCUUCUCGUACGGUGACGUGCUGGGCGCCGGCCGCGGCUGGGCCAACUCGGUGCUGAUGUCGACCAACGUCCGCGACGAGUUCAAGGCGUUCUUUGCGCGCGAAAAGACGUUUGCGCUGGGUGUGUGCAAUGGUUGCCAGAUGAUUUCGACGCUCGGCCGUGCCGGCCUUAUCCCGGGCGGCGAGAAGUGGCCCGCCUUUGCGCCAAACGAGAGCGGCCGCUUCGAGGCGCGCCUCACCUCGGUCGAGAUCCCGGAGACGAACAGCAUCUUUUUCCAGGGCAUGACCGGCUCGACGAUUCCCGUGCCGGUCGCCCACGGCGAGGGUCGUGCGACUUUCGACUCGGACGCGGACGCGUCGCACUGCGAGUCCAACGGCCUGGUCGCGCUGCGCUACACCGACAAGGCCUACCCGCUGAACCCCAACGGCUCUACCAACAACAUUGCCGGUGUGAGCGCGCUCGAAGGCCGCGUCUUGGUGCUCAUGCCGCACCCCGAGCGUGCGACGGCGACGCCCUCGCUGUCGUACCUGCCCUCGGACGCACACAAGUGGAAGGGCCACGCGCCGUGGUUCCGCAUGUUUGAGAAUGCUCGUAGGUUUGUCGCGUAA